Messenger RNA from Tigriopus californicus, 2402 nucleotides. RefSeq lists its product as uncharacterized. The transcript is spliced from 6 exons. Lineage: Eukaryota; Metazoa; Arthropoda; Copepoda; Harpacticoida; Harpacticidae. The coding region runs from base 167 to 2062 and encodes 631 amino acids. The record is from RefSeq and is a predicted model, not a curated record.
CCGCAGACUUGCUGUUUCUUUCAAGGUAUUGUCACUUGGUGGCUUUCCUCAGUGGUGUUUGGGCAUUGAUUUUCUUCAAAGUAUCCUCCGUAAGAGAAGAGUAGAGUGUAAAUUUAUUUACCUACCUGUAAUAUAUUUCGUGUCCAAUUGAUUCCACUCGAGCAUCAUGAGUUUGUGGGUGGGAAGUGCUAUGGCCAAAGACGGCAUUUUCUCCAAAUCCGAAGCUGAGUCUGCAUUUCGCCCUUGGUGGUCCACUCUUCAGGAUUAUUUGGUGUAUGCUUUGAUCUUGGUGGGACUAUUUGCCCUUCCCACUGUGACUGAUAUCUUGGAUUGUACCACGGUGUACACCAAUCAGACAUCACCGGCGCACAACAGUUUCGUGAACAAAUACUGUACUAGAGAAAAUCUUUCGCUCUAUGUCUCCUACUUUCCGUAUAUUCUUGCGGUCGGCCCAAUCCUGGUCAUCCUCAUUGAAAAAUUCUUCAUGCAUGCCAAUGCAGGGGGCAUGAAGAUGCAAAGAUUCUAUGCUCUUUUGGUCGAGGAUAUCGUGAACAAAAAUGACCUCUUUCAAAUUCAUCGAGAGGCCAGACGGGACAUUAAGGAACUGAGGAACGAGUUUAGGGCCUCGAAUUCGUUUCUCAUUGGUUUUGUGACGAAGAAUGUUAUUGAAUUACUAAGUGCUGUUGGAUUUGGAGUCUGGUUGGUUUUGGCCAGUUUUGGCAAUAUCUUUGAACUGAAAGGUGAUUUCGAGUUACAGGUCUUGAGCUUUGAGUCCUGUCAACUAGUCGGGGUGGAUUUUUCAUGCAUAGUUCCAAAUACCCACUUCUACUUCUCUCUACUGAUUGCAUCUCUGGUCUUGGUGGUUCUGUUUGCACUUUGUUGCCUGUAUACUUUACUCUGGACGUUUUUCAAAGGACUGCGAAAAUUAAGUCGACAUUUGUCGGCGUACCGAAAAUCCAUUCGUCAAUUCUCGAAAGAAGCCAAAUGGGAUAAGGAAAGAAGUUCGCAAGCCCUGGAUGUUUACGGCGGACUUCAUUCGCCUGAUGUGGCUUUACUCUUGGAUUUGUUGGCAGAAACGAUGGGAGUCGCAUCUGCAAUGAGAAUCUUAACCAUCCUCGACCAAGAAUUUCAUGCUGCAUGGAAAACAACACAAAUCAUCGGCGAAGACGACAUAGGAACCAACAAAGCCAUCGUUACAAUCGAGGGAGCAACCAUGGGCAGUUAUUUGGGAAGAUACGCCUUGAACAAGCUUAUGUACGUGGCUUUGAUCUCCCCAAUUCAAACAAUCGACACAGUUCAAACCUUCAACCACGAACCCGACGAAACAUUGCUGGAUCACGAAACUGCCGAGGGAACCAAAGGGAAGCAGAUAAGGAAGAGAAGAUACAAGAUUCCGUUCGAAGGCUUGGAAGCUGGAACCACGUACAAAGUCACGAUUGCGACCACCUUCAACGGCAAAGAAGUAGCGGAAAACUAUAUCAGCCUCACUACUCGUCCCAUUCCACCCACAAAUCUAACGGCCCAUUGGGGCUUUGAUGUCCGCGACAACAAGGUUUUCUUCAAGACCCUCAUUAAGUGGACGCCCAUAACUCAUGCGUCUUGUUCCUAUUUCGUAGAGGUUAACGAAGAUGACACAAGCUUUCACCAUGAAACUAACGAGCAUGAGUUUGAGCAUUUCACGACCGGUCUCAAGAACAUCAAAAUCAGAGUCUGGAGUGUGAUUGAAGGAACACUGAGGAGUCAAGACUCGUUGGACUCUACUUUAUCCCCUGUUCCCGAUCUGUUGCGGGAUUACGUGGCUCAUCUGACCCGUAUAUUACCGGUGGAAAGUAUCGGAUCCCAGUAUCUGUAUCAAGUGGCUCUGCUCAAACAGGUCUCGCGGGAUUUGCGAUCUUUAUAUGCGGAUAUGAAGGGAUCUGUACCAUCACCAGACUCACCACCCUCUACUUCAGUUCCAAGUCUCCGCGACAAUCGUCUGGAAGCAAAAGACAGCCUGGAAGAACAAUUCAUUGGCCGGGAAGCGUCCGUUAAAAGCGGAAUGACUCGAGUUGUCACGGGUUAAGCUCUUCCGGUCAACAACAAAUUUGAAUUUGAAUCACUCAGAUAAGUGACGUCCAGAGGAUUAUCGAUUCUGUAGCAUGUAUCGGACUUCAUUCCAAUAGCCAUUCGCGCAAAUAUUUCAUUUCAUCAGUUAAUCCACGCCUUGGAACAAUCAGGUGAUAAUGCGUGCUGGAAAAUACUUUUCAAUACUUUUGAAAACCGUCAGCUAUUUAUUUGAUCUUAUCAAGAAAAAUUCAGUGGCCUAAUUGCGAUCUGAUAUAAUGAAACUUUGCUCCGACCUUAUUUUUAUCAAGUACAUGCAAAGGAAGUAAAUGAUUUUGAAUAAAUAGCUAUUCCAUGUA